Molecule: messenger RNA, 1002 nt
Organism: Apaloderma vittatum (bar-tailed trogon)
Lineage: Eukaryota; Metazoa; Chordata; Aves; Trogoniformes; Trogonidae
Product: activating signal cointegrator 1 complex subunit 3-like
Exons: 4
Source: RefSeq, a predicted model, not a curated record
AGGUGCUUGAACUGGGAUUUGAUUUCUCAUCCUAUGGAUCACUGAAUGAGUAACAGAUGGCCUUGCCUCGUCUUACAGGCGCUUUACGCUCCUUUUCAAAUGUCACUAAACAUGAGGAUUACAGUGAAGAAUUAGCUGACUUAACGGCUAAAAGAUCAAAACUACAUGAACAGUUGCUGAAGUCUGAUCUUACCUGGAAGAAGAUAGUAAAAUUCGUUGAUGACAAUUUGGACAAAAAAGAACACCAAACCAUAAAUGGUGACUUAAAAACUAUAUUACAAGCUGCAAGACAAAUAGUUGGAGCUGAAAAUGGACAAGAAGCGAUUGAAAGCGGAGCUGUUUUUCUCUUUAAGACAUUUCACAGGAAAGAAUGUGUUGGUCAUGAUGAGACAAAGGCGAUCAAGCAGAUGUUUGGGCCAUUUCCAUCGUCAUCUGCUACUGCGGCUUGUAAUGCCACAUGUCGGAUUGCUUCUCACUUCACUGAAGAACAGCUUACAGCCCUCAUACAGAUGGCUGAAGAGCAAAAUGGUGAUAACAGAGUCGUCUUUGGUAAAAAUAUAGUGUUUUCAUUUGACAUGCAUGAUUUGGAUCACUCUGAGGAGCUGCCUGUGAAUGGUGAGACUGAUGCACAAAAAAAUAUAAGCUUAGAUUAUAACAAAUUUCUCAAUAACCAGCUGAAUCACUUACAGAAUUACUCUGAUGAGAAAUCUGAUCUCAAGUCUUUGGAAAAAAUAGAUGAUUCUUUUUUAUGGUGCGAAGUUGCAAAGUAUCUGAAUGAAUCUCAAGGAAGUACCCCUGGAGGGCCAACAACAGAAGACCUCUGCUGUACUUUGUAUGAGAUGCUCGCUUCUACCAAAAGCGGUGAUGAACUUCAAAAUGAGUUAUUUGAACUGCUAGGCCCUGAGGGUUUUGAACUCAUAGAGAAACUCCUGCAGAACAGAUCUCUGAUUCUGGAAAGAUCGGUGACUUGUCCAAAUGAUAACAAGUUCCAAACUCUGCAAG